UCAUGAAAUGUCAGUGCGAAACAAGGGUACUAGUUGGAAAACGCUAUGUUUUUAAUUUGUAUUUGUUAUUAAUUGGCUGAUGUGAGCUGAAUUCACGAAGAAGGCGUGUCUAUAUAUUAAAGUAGUAUAUUUAUUCCAUAUAUUUUCAUAAAAGUACAAUAAUUAUAAUGAUGAAAAUCAGUGCCUUAUUUUUUAUUAUAUUCAUAUUGGUACCCAAAGGGCAAGCCCUAGAAUGCUAUGUUUGCGACAAUCAAGAAAACAAUAAAGAGAAGUGCGUGAGCACAAUUCAAACAUGUAAUUAUGGGGAAGAUGUUUGUCUGUCUGAAAUAAGUUGGGGUAGUACACCUUAUUGGCAACAAGGUGCAUUGAAACAGUACUACAUAUCGAAAAGAUGUUCGACAAAAGAUAAAUGUGCGAAAUACAGAAGUAGUAAUAUGCCUACUUGUACACACAUAUGGUAUCAGGAUUGGAAAUGUUCGGAAUGUUGUAAGGGGGAUAGAUGCAAUUAUUAUAUAAUUUCCAAGGCAAGUACACGAAACACAUUGGGUUUGACAUCUGUAUUAUCCAUUAUGUCUUUGGUGGUGUUAAGGAACUUAUAAUGGUAGAUACCACAAGUAGCCACACAGUGUUUCAGUUAAGUGCCUAGGAACAAGCAAAAUCCUUCCAAAGAUUUCUUGAUACAUUCUCAAAAUG
This is a messenger RNA of Leptinotarsa decemlineata (Colorado potato beetle), 693 nucleotides long. RefSeq names its product coiled (gene cold). NCBI's taxonomy places the organism in Eukaryota, Metazoa, Arthropoda, Insecta, Coleoptera, Chrysomelidae. The record is from RefSeq and is a predicted model, not a curated record.